AGCAGGAGGAACCUUCUACACUGUUGAGAACAUCUCUCUUAACUCAAGACAGCCAAGCUUGGAGAAAGGACCUCUCUGGUGGACCUCCAAGCAGCUGACUUCAGAAACUGGUAGCUAAGUUGGGUGACAUCAUGGAGAAGGACCGGCUGUUGCUUUGUACAGUCCUUGUGAUCUUCAGUAUUCCAGGGAUCUGGACCAACACAGACGAGGCUUCAUUCCAUGAUUUGGAAGGAAAAGCCUUUGUCUUCCCCAAGCCUUCUGCUGACUCCUACGUUCUCCUGAAGCCCAAGCUAGAUCAAAACUUGCGACAGCUGACCCUUUGUCUCCGCUUCUUCACCGACUUGACCCGCGGCUUCUCCCUCUUCUCGGCUGCUUCCCGAGACCACGACAAUGAGAUCCUCCUCUUCCGAAACCCCCAUGAUUUUGAAAUGUGGGUGGGUGGUGAGUACGUCUCUUUCUCACUUUCCCCACUUCUGGAAAUAUUUCACCUCCGCUCGGAAUUGGUUUGUACCACUUGGGAUUCGGCUACUGGGAUAAUCCAGUUGUGGCUGGAUGGGCAGCGCUUGCCGAGGAGAGGGGCAAUGAAGGGCUACGAGGUCAAGACAGAUCUGGUGGUGAUGCUGGGUCAGGACCAGGAUUCCUACGGGGGCAAACUAGAUGUGAAGCAGUCCUUCGUGGGAGAAAUAAGUGAGGUCUAUCUCUGGGAUAAAGUCCUGCCUGCGGAAGAGUUAACCGACUUCCAGACACCUAUAACCCCAAACCCCAAGGUGAACUGGACCUUGCUGAAGUUUGAGAUCAGAGGCUACGUUCAGACGGAGCUCCUGUGAAGCCUUCAGUCCAAAAGGAGAAGGAGGAACCUUCUUGAGACGUUCUCACUGCAAGCCUGAUCUUAGUGUUCCUCAACCUUGGCCACUUGAAGAUGUGUGGACUUCAAGCCCCAGAAUUCCCACAAGCUUUGGUUGGCUGGGGGAUUCUGGGAAUUGAAGUCCACACAUUUUCAAGUAGCUGAGAAAGCCUGCUUUGAACCUUCUAACGAAACCAAGCAACUUUUCAAGGAGUCGUCCUAAAAUAGCUAGCCUCCCAGGAUGUGUGAAUGGCCAUACUUGCUUUCAUGCCCAGUGCAAUUAUUAUUUGUAGUUUGGAUUUGAAUAAUCAGCUCACCCUAAGGAUAGUAAUAAUAAUAGAAGCCAGCAGUUUCUCAAUGUUUGGUCUUAGGUCCGCUUUCAGGGAUGUGUGACAUAAAAUAAACAUCUUUAAAAUCUCUAUUUUAAUUUCUAUUGUGCCAAAUAUCAACCACACACACAAAAAUUCUUUUGGAGUUCACGAUCAUUUUUAGGAGCUUAAAAGCGGUCCUAUUCAUUUUUUAUGGUGGGGAUUUGUCAUCAUUUGACGUUUCCUUUUUCCCCCUUUAAAGUUAACCUGCAUUUUAUCAUUCUUUUGAAAUUUAACGAAGAAUAUUAAAAGGGCCCUGAGUCCACAAGAUUUGAAAAGCACUGGUUUUUAAGCAUCAACAUAAUAAGGUCCAUAAUAUGAUCAAUUUUUUGUUUCAGUACCUUUUUUUUCAACAGAGAUCAUCUCUAAUGAUUGUGACUUCAGUUCAAGGACAGUUUCUGAAUUUUGUGUGUGUGUGUGUGUGUGUGUGUGUGUAUUUUGAAUCCUGUCUACCUCGAUCACUAGCAUUGUUAUCCUGGGUUGUAGGGAGGGAUAGUUUAGUAUUUCUGUUGAAAGGACAGAAAAUCCCUCUUUUUAUGAUUUUUUUCAUAUGCUACGUUAAACAGAUACGUCUCAAAU
Molecule: messenger RNA, 1791 nt
Organism: Ahaetulla prasina
Lineage: Eukaryota; Metazoa; Chordata; Lepidosauria; Squamata; Colubridae
Product: mucosal pentraxin-like
Exons: 2
Coding region: 132-827 (231 amino acids)
Biological process (GO): innate immune response
Molecular function (GO): complement component C1q complex binding
Source: RefSeq, a predicted model, not a curated record